This is a messenger RNA of Budorcas taxicolor (takin), 2972 nucleotides long. It is a transcript of the gene UBE2Q1, whose product is annotated as ubiquitin conjugating enzyme E2 Q1. The transcript is spliced from 13 exons. The record is from RefSeq and is a predicted model, not a curated record. Lineage: Eukaryota; Metazoa; Chordata; Mammalia; Artiodactyla; Bovidae. Bases 1 to 1269 code for a protein of 422 amino acids.
AUGCAGCAGCCGCAGCCGCAGGGGCAGCAGCAGCCGGGGCCGGGGCAGCAGCUGGGGGGCCAGGGGGCGGCGCCGGGGGCCGGGGGCGGCCCGGGGGGGGGCCCGGGGCCGGGGCCCUGCCUGAGGCGGGAGCUGAAGCUGCUCGAGUCCAUCUUCCACCGCGGCCACGAGCGCUUCCGCAUUGCCAGCGCCUGCCUGGACGAGCUGAGCUGCGAGUUCCUGCUGGCUGGGGCCGGAGGGGCCGGGGCGGGGGCCGCGCCCGGACCGCAUCUACCCCCACGGGGGUCGGUGCCUGGGGAUCCCGUCCGCAUCCACUGCAACAUCACGGAGUCAUACCCUGCGGUGCCCCCCAUCUGGUCAGUGGAGUCCGAUGACCCUAACUUGGCUGCUGUCUUGGAGAGGCUGGUGGACAUAAAGAAAGGGAAUACUCUGCUACUGCAGCAUCUGAAGAGGAUCAUCUCCGACCUGUGUAAACUCUAUAACCUCCCUCAGCAUCCAGAUGUGGAGAUGCUGGAUCAGCCCUUGCCAGCCGAGCAGUGUACACAGGAAGACGUGUCUUCAGAAGAUGAAGAUGAAGAGAUGCCUGAGGACACAGAAGACCUAGAUCACUAUGAAAUGAAAGAAGAAGAGCCAGCGGAGGGCAAGAAAUCUGAAGAUGAUGGCAUCGGAAAAGAAAACUUGGCCAUACUAGAGAAAAUUAAAAAGAACCAGAGGCAAGAUUACUUAAAUGGUGCGGUAUCUGGCUCGGUGCAGGCUACUGACCGGCUGAUGAAGGAGCUCAGGGAUAUAUACCGAUCACAGAGUUUCAAAGGUGGAAACUACGCAGUCGAACUCGUGAAUGACAGUCUGUAUGAUUGGAAUGUCAAACUCCUCAAAGUUGACCAGGACAGCGCUUUGCACAACGAUCUCCAGAUCCUCAAAGAGAAAGAAGGAGCCGACUUCAUCCUGCUUAACUUUUCUUUUAAAGAUAACUUUCCCUUUGACCCGCCGUUUGUCAGGGUUGUGUCUCCAGUCCUCUCUGGAGGGUACGUUCUGGGCGGAGGUGCCAUCUGCAUGGAACUUCUCACCAAGCAGGGCUGGAGCAGUGCCUACUCGAUAGAGUCAGUGAUCAUGCAGAUCAGUGCCACACUGGUGAAGGGGAAAGCCCGAGUGCAGUUUGGAGCCAACAAAUCUCAGUACAGUCUGACAAGAGCACAGCAGUCCUACAAGUCCUUGGUGCAGAUCCACGAAAAAAACGGCUGGUACACACCCCCGAAGGAAGAUGGCUAACCCAGGAGUGCCAUCCCCUUCCUCCUUCCCCAGGCACCACUGGACCAAUUACCUUUGAAUGCUGUAUUUGGAUCUCACGCUGCCUCUGUGGUUCCCUCCCUCAUUUUUCCUGGACGUGAUAGCUCUGCCUAUUGCAGGACAAUGAUGGCUAUUCUAAACGCUAAGGGAAAAAAAAAAACACACACACACAGAACUGUUUGAAGUACUCAAGACUGACUUACAGACCAACCAACCACCUGGCUGGAACCCUUGCUAGCAGGCAUUCUUAUAAAAGAAACUUUCGAGCCUCCUUAUAUUGCUGGAAACUCAGCUGUGCUCCAGACUAGAGCCUCCUUACCUAUGCUAUGGAUUUUUAAUUUAUUUUCUCUUAUUUCAUGUACACUGCUUUUUUUGGUUACAGUGUAUGAUGGAUGUGUAUGAAAAAAAAUGUAUCUUUGGGAAAACAAUUACAGUUUGUUAAUUUGAAGACGCUGGUUUUGACUCAUCUUUAUUUUUAUUUUCAUAGCUUACCCUUCCCCCAUCCCCUGAAUUCCUUCAGCAGUUGGGGGAGGGGUACCAAGGUCACUGUGGCUUUGGGAGCCAUGAGGAGCUGCACUUCACUGCUAAAGCCAGAGAAAGGUGGAGCUGAAGCACAUGCCUGCCUCAGCCUGAAGGGCUCUGGAGUGACCAGACUUGUACCCCCUGGGAAGGCAGAGCUCAGCCUGCUGAACCGCAAAGCAGGCUGAAAUGAUGACCCUUAUUCUUAACUUCUAGUCACAGAUGUUUUCAAAUUUCUAAGAAAAAUAAGGAGGCCUAAGAGGCUGCUUCACAGAACUACUUUUAAAUGAACUGAAUAGGGAUGGGGCCAGUCUCAAGCAUGUAUGUGGUCCUUCUGAUCUCAGCAACAGGCUGUGUAGCUACCAUUCGUGUUCACUGGUCACCCUUCCCAGGAAGUGGCACUGAAGGGAGAUGGUUGGGAGCUCCGUUGCUGCUCCCCUUGUCUGUUGCUUCAUUUAUUCCUAACAGAAGAGCCAGGCAGAGCUCCGAAGUAAGUUGUUUGGCUUGGAGACUGAAUUCUUCUAAGGUACUUUCAUAAUGUGGGUCCUACUGGAAAGGAUUGGCUUUAAGGGGUUUGGUCCAUCUACCUGUGGGCCCCACUCAGGCUCAGAACUGCUGUGGAGGCAGGUCCAUGAGCUGACCUGCCGGUGCUGGGUCUGUGCUUGCUGUGUAAGUACAUCUGUGCAGCCUCCUGGUCCGCGAGCUUGCUCAGGGGCAGAGACAGCCUCCAGAACCUGCCUACAGACUGGAUGGUGAAAUGCCAGAGGCCAGGGAUGGCCAAGUGAGGAUGAGGAUGUGUCUUAGCUUAAACAGCACAGCCGUCUGAAACCUCUAGGAUGCCAGAGUUCUGUAUGCUUUGACACAACUAUUUUAACUUUGGUCACACCCCCCGCCCCCAAUUAAGGGAUUUUCAUGUCUUGCUGCUUCAGGUGGAUGCAGAGUUCACCGGAACCACUCAACGCUGCUCUAACCCUACCACACCCACCUGGUACAGGGUGCUCAUUUAUGCUGAGGUGGAGGUAAAGAGGGCAGGCACCCACAGGGAAACUCAUUUCAUGGAGCUGAGAUCUAGUUCUCAAGGCCUCUGCCUUUUUUCUGGACUUAUCACCAGCCCUGGCUGGAACGUACUAUAGGUUGUGUUUUCAGUAAUGUGUGCUGUGGGCUGU